This is a messenger RNA of Leptosia nina, 987 nucleotides long. NCBI's taxonomy places the organism in Eukaryota, Metazoa, Arthropoda, Insecta, Lepidoptera, Pieridae. The record is from the annotation of a GenBank genome assembly.
AUGGCCGUCUUUAUGAUUAACAUCUGUAAAUUCAAUGGUUGUGGUAUAACUUUUCCACGCCUGGCAGACCUCAUAGAACACAUCGAAGAUGUACACAUAGAUUACGAUCCAGCUGUCGUGGAACAAAAAGAAGCUUCGCAGCCAUCAUGCAUUCCAUUAAGUUACGUUUUAAAAUUUUUCACCGAGGCAUCGCGGCGGGAGUUUCAAAUGGCGCCGGUCGCCGAUGUUCGGAAGAGGCUUCUUUCCACGCCAAACACCCCAUCAGUGCGCAGCAGUACACCUACAGGUAGUGAAAUGGACGACGAAGAAGUGAUGAGUCCGUCUGAAGACAGCAACGAUUCCUGGACCAACGUCGAGGAAUAUAGCUCAGAAUACAUUCUUCAGUAUGGUGUCAAAAUGAACGCAAGCGCAACUUCUGGGGCCCUUGGUCCAGCCGCCCAAGAGAAGCCUUUUGCGUGUCCAGUGCCAGGUUGCAAGAAACGGUACAAAAAUGUUAACGGUAUCAAAUACCACUCCAAGAAUGGUCACAAGAAGGACGGAAAGGUAAAAAAGGCCUACAAAUGCCACUGCGGCAAAAGUUACAAAACGGCUCAAGGUCUUAAAAACCACUCCAUAUCACACCACGUAACCGCUUCGACAUCCUCCGAGCGGGUGCACGUCAAAAUGCCGGGCCUCGUCGUCACAGCCUCACCGGCCCAACGACAGUUGAACAUCAUAGACAACAUAGACACGAAUAAGUUAGUACGAAUCUACGACAGCAUAAAAACCAAGGAUCUACCCUCAUUCACUAUACCGAAACAUAACCUUACUAAUUUAAAUGUUAUUAGCGCCAAUAAGAUUAGGCAUUCGGUCCUCUUAGCUUCCAAUUCGGCCGGUUCGAUCCCCAUAGAUAAAAUAAAGUUCGAAAGAGCGCCGAAAGUGACUGUCACCUCGCAGGAUUUGGCCUACCAUAGCGAAAUUUCUAAUGUCAGCGAACACAGGGGUUAA